This is a messenger RNA of Larimichthys crocea (large yellow croaker), 2427 nucleotides long. It is a transcript of the gene ntan1, whose product is annotated as N-terminal asparagine amidase. Gene Ontology annotation, cellular component: nucleus. The record is from RefSeq and is a predicted model, not a curated record. Gene Ontology annotation, biological process: ubiquitin-dependent protein catabolic process. NCBI's taxonomy places the organism in Eukaryota, Metazoa, Chordata, Actinopteri, Sciaenidae. Bases 165 to 1082 code for a protein of 305 amino acids. Gene Ontology annotation, molecular function: protein-N-terminal asparagine amidohydrolase activity. The transcript has 10 exons.
GUCUGCCGCUGUUACGGUCGAAGAAGAAGAAGAAGAAGAAAACCUCGCAGGAAGUUCAAGCCGAUGUUUCACAGCGAUAUGUGUCAAAUAAGACAAUGAGAACAUGAAGUCAGUAGUCUGCAUAAUAGUAUGGUAACCAGUUAAAGUGGACUUCAUUUAAGGAAAUGCCUUUGUUCAUUCAAAACAGAGGACUUGGCCGCUUAACCUCGACAGCGGAACUGUUCGACAAAUAUCCACAUUUACAGGAAAAUGGAAGAAAAUUUAGCUCCAAGUCACUUGUUGAUGUCGACCCAAAGUGCCUCUUAUAUGUCCAGCAGAGAGAGUUUGCUGCGACAACGCCAGCAGACAAUUGUGUUUCGGUAAUUGGAUCUGACGAUGCCACCACCUGCCAUUUGGUUGUGCUGCGACACACUGGAAGUGGAGCUGUUUGCCUUGCUCAUUGUGAUGGUUCCAGCACUUGGUGUGAAGUCCCACUCCUUGUAAAAGCUGUCACGUCACUGAGUAACGUCAGUAAGGAGGGCAGACUCGAGCUCCAUCUUGUCGGGGGAUUUAAUGAUGAGUCAAAAACAUCCCAUAAACUCAGCCUUAACAUACUGGCAGCGUUCCACAAACAGAAAGAGGAGAUUUAUCUGGAAACAUGUUGCAUCACAGAAAUGAAUGACAUUGUUGUUGAUGGAACUCAUAGGCCUGUCGUUUAUGGCAUAGGGGUGAAUGUUAAAACAGGGGAUGUGUUCCCAUCGUCAUUCACUCAUAAAGGACCUGCAGAGGAGCUGCGAUCAGCAAGGACCUUCACUGGGGGACAGAUGGUUGACAUAUAUGACUCAAGUCGAGGACUUGUUAAAAUAGAGCCUUGCCAGUGGUCUCCAAAUAUGGAUAUUGCCUUCUGGUUGUCACAAGAUGAUGACACAAUUUUAAAGUACCUGUCCACCUCUCCGAUGGCUGAGCCACCACACUUCGUCCAGCACAUGAAGUCCACCAUCCAGUUCCUUUUAGAACACCCCGACUCUGAUAGCCUGUUCCCCGGAGGACAGCCACAGCUCUACCACAGGACUGACACAGGGGACUGGGAGAGAGCUGACUAGUCAUAGUACUAGUACAUAAUACUUCCAUCUCUCAUUCAACCUUAGCAUGGAAAUUGACUUUUUUUUUGCCUUUCAGCUCAUUGGAUACACUGUGACCCAUCCACCCAUUGUCUAUUCUUUGUUUAUCGUGUCUUAACAUGGAGGUAACCCACAAGUGGUUGGCUGGCUGGUCCAGUAGCGAGAGUGGAGGAAGCACUUGUGAAUUCUGUUCAUGCCUGUAACACUUCAUUUUAUAUAUGUAUAGCUCUCUUUGUCGGUUGGUUGGCUGGUCUCCCUACCCUUUUGUGGCCAUACUUUCCGUCACUGGAGGCUGAAAUUCACCAUGGAGCUCAAGUGUUUGUGUGAAUGCAUGAAUGCAUGCAUGUACUUGGUUGCUGCCAUAACGAAUUUGCGCUUGUUUCACUCUUGUGAGGUGGUGUAAAAUCUGCACCUUUCGCUAUCUGCUGUAUCGCUGUCAGUCCAGAUUAAUGUCUUACUAUGCUUGACUGUUUUGAUUCUCAAAGGAAAUGGUUAACAUUGUUGUCUUAUGCCCAACAAAUUCUCAUUGUUUUGUAUGUUGUUUUUUUUAGCCCAAAAACUACAACAAACUAGUUUAUCCCUAGCUUGCAUGUAUUCAUCAGUUUAUACUACAACAACCAAUCAACAUCCAGAAAUCAAACUUCAUUUAAUUGCCUUUUUAUUGUUGUUUGCCAGAUAAUGUUAGUCACCAGGAAAUCAAACGUUGCUCUGAAAAACUACAAAGUAUGCUUUGAAAAUGUAUGCACAAUAUGUAUUUAAUGGGCAAAAAACAUGUAAAACCACAUGUAUGGUCCUUAAAUGCAGAGCCAAUCUAUCGUUAAGGAAUAAUUACAGGUGGAAAACUUGCUGCAACUACAUUAAAGAAUCUAUUUAUUUUGGCACUUUGUUGAAAACAAUGAAAACAGGGAAGAGAAUACUAAUUGCUGCACUCUGCAUUGUUGAAGAGUUGAGCAAAGUUUAUUUUUCUCUACAAAUGCACCUUCCUGAUGAGAGUAGAAUAUGAUAUUUGAUCACAUACUACUACUACUAUACACUACAUUACUGCUGUAUACUUUGCUAUGAAUGUGUAUGUUUUAGGAAACUGCAUGUGUUAAUGUGUAGAGUACUCUUCUGCAGACAGUGGUAUGAAUUCUUGUCAAACUCAACCAAAUAUGCUUUGCUAGUUCUGUCUUUUCUGAAAUUGUUAAAAAAUGAAAACAUACACUGUAUAAGGCCUUUUCAUCAGUUGUGUUAUUCAGAAAGUUGCAAGGUGCUUAAAGCAUUCAGUGCAACUUAUUAUUGUAACAUACUGUACCUGAUGCUGAAUAAAUGUAAAUGGUGAUAUCUA